AACAGAGGAAGGCUGGGUUCAGGUGCCCCCCCAAGGCCCCGCCUCUUCCCCUUGCACCUCGCUUCCUCUCUAGGGAGCUCUUUCAUUUCCUGUUACCCGGCCGGAACAGGCCACACUAUGGCUCCCUGGCUUCUGGUACCCUGAGGAUGGCUGAGUCAGUGGGCCCAGCUGGAGGACAGGGGCCCACCAGGGGGCAGAGGCUGUUUCCUCUACAGACAAAUGGAGCAGGCGAGACCUCUCGGCCUCUGGGCCCCCCAGCGUCACUUCUGCGCCUGCAGAGGGGCCGGGGGGUGUGGCAAGUCCCAGAUCUGGAUGCCCAGAGAGCCAAGGACCUUGUGCAACUGUGGCCACCAGGGAGUUUCCUGGUCGUCGGACGUGAUCCCAGCCAGAUCCUGGUACUGAGGACAGGACCUUUGCCAGGAGAAGUUAACACCUACCAGAUCCAGAAGUUUCCUGGAGGUGUGUCUCUGGAUUCCUCCAACAUCUGCAUGCCAGACCUGCCCCAUCUUCUGGCCUUCCUCUCAGCCAGCAGGGAUAUCUUGCCCAGAACAUUACUCUUGCCUUCUGCAGCUCUGGGACCUGGAGACAAACACCCAGAUGCACUGCUGGUUGGUGGGGUCCAACGUGACAUGUCCCGGAGGACAAUGUAUGUGGUAAAUCAGCUCUACCUGGAGACCCAUGGAGCCUGGGAGAUGGAGAAGGCCCCCCAAGAGUCUGAGACAGACACAGACACUGCCCAGACACAAGAAUCCAUGAAGCCAGCUCCCCACCGAGUCUCCUGGGUGGAAGGCCCGCUCAGCCCUGACGUGGGCCUUCGCGGCCCAGUUCUGGCGGGUCUGGCAGAGGAGCAGGAGGAAGAGGAGGGCAGUGGUGUCCACAAAGAUGAUGGGGAUGAAGACAAUGACCUCCUCACUGCUCACGUUCAAGCUCUUGCCAGGACCAGGAGCAGCUAUGUGGCCAAGCAGUACCGGAGUCUUCAAGCGCGCCUCACUUCAGUUUCUGGGGGGCCCCACAGGCCUGGAGACCCAGCCAUUGAGCUUCUUCAGGAUGUCCGCCACCUCCUGACAGACCUCCAGGGUUACUUGACCAAGGAUCCUGACGUCAGAGCUAUCUUUGAGAACAGGGGAUCUGGGGUGCCCCAGAAGGAGGAGAGUCUUGGCUCCGCCGUGGAGGCAGCCGUGUGCCGGGCAGUGCUGGCACCCCUCAAACCCGCCCUGUGGACGCGACUCCGCACCUUGCGGGCCCCGGAACUGCGGAGACUGCGGCGGAGACAAAUGGCCUUGCGAGCGGGAGCGGGACCUCCCGGCGCGCGGGGAGUGGGGCCUCGGGCCGCGCGAGGGGCGGGGCCUCGGGGGGCGGGGCCUGGGCGGCCGCACCCCCGCCCAGCCCUACGCAACCGCAUCCACGCACGCCUGCACAGCUUGCACGCCGCGUGCGCGCCGCGCCGCAAGGUGGCGCUGUUGCUGGCCGUGUGCGGCGACAUCUACGCGGGCCUGGCGAGUGCGGGGCUGGAGAGCCCAGAGCCCCUAGGGGCCGACGCGUUCCUGCCGGCCCUCACGGAGGAGCUGAUCUGGAGCCCCCACAUCGGGGAGACGCAGCUGGACGUGGAGUUUCUGAUGGAGCUCCUGGACCCCGAGGAGCUGCGGGGAGAGGCUGGGUACUACCUGACCUCGUGGUUUGGGGCACUGUACCACAUUGCCCAUUACCAGCCCGAGGCCGGCUGUGCACCCCAAGGGCUCAGCUCUGAGGUCCGUGCUUCCUUGCGUCAAUGGCACCGCAGGCGGACGCUGCACCACCAGGACCGGCCUGAGGCUCAGACGGACAUGCCUUUUGAGGACCCCUGGGCGGUGGGGACUGUGCCAGGCACCAAUGAUGAUUGACAGCACAAACCCCUCAGAUCAAACAAAGUGCAGGAGGCUGCUCGGAAAAACAGAGCCCCCAGAAAAGAGAACAACCCACGUGCAGGCCUGGGCACUGGCUGCUCUGCUUCUGGUUUAGGCUUUCCUAAUAUCCACCGUGACCUUCCUGCCCCUUCUUCAGGUCUCAGUGCCCAGGGAGAUUCUUCCAGAAAUCCCCAUCUAAAACCACACCCCCUCAUGGCGCUCUCCCCAUGACAAUCAGAAUAAUGUCCCUAACGAUGUCCACAUCCCAAUGUAACCACGGGGGGACAGGGGGCUGGGAUGCCGGGAAGUGUGAGCUGCCAGGUCCCGGGUAGAGGCAGGAUGAUCACUUCAACACAAGAGUUUUUUAGUCCAGUCCCAACAACAUAGCAGAAUUCUGUCUCUACAAAUAAAAAGAUCAGGUGCCUGUGGCUCACACCUAUAAUCCUAGCUACUCAGGAGGAUGUUAUCUGGAGGAUUGUGGUUCAAAUCCAACAUGAGCAGAAAAGUCUGACUAUUUU
This is a messenger RNA of Perognathus longimembris pacificus (Pacific pocket mouse), 2401 nucleotides long. RefSeq names its product Ras and Rab interactor like (gene Rinl). Gene Ontology annotation, molecular function: small GTPase binding; guanyl-nucleotide exchange factor activity. Bases 147 to 1880 code for a protein of 577 amino acids. The transcript has 12 exons. Gene Ontology annotation, biological process: vesicle-mediated transport. The record is from RefSeq and is a predicted model, not a curated record. Gene Ontology annotation, cellular component: endocytic vesicle; cytosol. Lineage: Eukaryota; Metazoa; Chordata; Mammalia; Rodentia; Heteromyidae.